Messenger RNA from Acipenser ruthenus (sterlet), 3077 nucleotides. RefSeq names its product Fc receptor-like protein 5. The transcript has 14 exons. Gene Ontology annotation, biological process: cell surface receptor signaling pathway. Gene Ontology annotation, molecular function: transmembrane signaling receptor activity. The record is from RefSeq and is a predicted model, not a curated record. The coding region runs from base 4 to 1926 and encodes 640 amino acids. Lineage: Eukaryota; Metazoa; Chordata; Actinopteri; Acipenseriformes; Acipenseridae.
UGUAUGUCUACAGCUUCACUGAGCUCAGCUUUUAAAACAUCUCCAGACAGAAUGCAGGCUUGUGAACUCGCUGCACUGAUAUUGCUGACUGUAGUGAGCUGCUCCAGACAGUAUGAAGAGGGUCAUCCUCAGGCUGUCCUGACCCUUCAGCCUGCCUGGGCACAGAUAUUCACAGGAGAGACAGUCACCCUGAGCUGUGAGGUGGAGGGGGGCUCUGCUGACUGGAGGUUUAAACAGUACAGAGAUGGACGUGAAGAGGCAGGGUGCAGUGAUCAAUACAGGAGUAGAUAUGGGGACAGCUGCACAAUCAGUACUGCUCAGUAUUACCACAGUGGGGAGUACUGGUGUGAGUCUGCAUCAGGACAGGAGCGCAGUAAUGCUGUCACCUUAACUAUGUCCAAUGGACAAGUGAUCCUACAGACUCCCCCCCAGCCUGUGUUUGAGGGAGACUCUCUGACUCUGAGGUGUUGUAUCCGCAGAGGUUAUAAAGCUACCAGGGUUGUCUUUUAUAAGGAUAAUGAAGAGUUACAGUUCCAGGCUGACACAGAGCUGAGUGUGGAUCAUGUUUCAGAGAGUGACGAGGGGUCCUACAAGUGCACAGCGUGGUGGUGGUACAAGGAGCGCUACAAAUGGGUUGAAUCUUGGAGUCACUCUGCAGAGGUGCGGGUGUCAGUGAGAGAACGACCCCAGGCUGUCCUGACCCGGGAGCCUGCAUGGACACAGAUAUACUUAUCAGAAAGAGUGACACUGAGAUGUCAGGUUCAGGGGGGUUACACUGACUGGAGAUUCACAUGGUACAAAGCUGGGAGGACUGCUCCAGUAACACAGGAUUACUACAGCAGGAUAGAUGGUGACAGAUACACAAUUAGCUCUGCUACUAGAGACCACAGUGGGGAAUAUACCUGUAAAGGUGAAAGGAGAGGUAACCCAUCGUACUCUAAAACAAGCGAUGCUCUUACACUGAGAGUAUCAGUGGACACUCCAAAGCCUGUCCUGACCCGGGAGCCUGCAGGAGAGAUAUUUGAAGGAGACACGGUCACCCUGAGCUGUGUGGUUGAGGGGGGCUCUGGUGGCUGGAGAUAUCUCUGGUACAAAGACAGGCAGGGAGCUCCAGUGUACCAGACUAACAGCAGCAGUGGAACUGGAGCCGGAUACACAAUCAGUGCUGCUGCUCUGUCCCACAGUGGAGAGUACUGGUGUGGAUCUGGACGGGGCAGGAACACGUCUUACUCACAAUACAGCCAUCCCAUCUGGGUAAAUGUAACAUCUCUGUUCUCCAGGGUGACUCUGACAGCAUCUCCAGGAGCCACAGUGAAGGAGGGAGAGGCUCUUAACCUGACCUGUGAGGCAGCAGUGAACAAAACCCCCCACCCUCAACUCCACUACACCAUUGUGAGAGACGGGGAGCCUGUGACUAACAGCACUGACUCUGCACUGUACAGCAUAGCCAGCACUGAGAAGAGCCACACUGGGAGCUACACGUGUGCUGUUGAGUCACAGGGAGUGAAGAAGAGCAGCCAGGAGCUACACAUUGAAGUGCAAACGUCCUGGCACAGCGCUGCUGCUGCUGCUGGCUUCAGUGUCGGCUUCUUUGUGAUUCUUCUCAUUGUGUUCACUCUGCUUCUCCUCUAUCACAAGAUCAGAGGUUUCCCGUGUAUCACCGGUGGUAAGAGGCGGGAACGCUCGGAUCAGAACCAGGACCAAGCAGCAGGGGGAGUAGAGCUCUCCAGCCAAACACAGCAACCUGAUUCUGAAGACAUCGUUUACAGUGUGAUUGACACCAGCAAACACAACAAUAAAAAGAAAGCAAAACCUGCAGAGACUGACACUGUGUACUCAGCUGUGAAAAUAAGUGCAGGCAAACCCACAGCAGAUAAUGCAGAGUCCAUGUAUGCCACAGUCCUCCCAAAGAAGAAAAGGAAGUAAAUGAAGGGGGUCCCCAGGAGUGAGAGCCAGCCUGAAUCCAGAGACACUGAGAAGGGGAGCGUGUCAAACUGAAGGAGACAGACCCAUUCUUUCAGAAUGAACUGGAGAGCCCUCGGAUUCAGCUCCACUCCUGCCCCUGAAUUGGAAAUGAAUCUCACUCAUCAUGCUUUGAGGAUUUAGGACAGUUACAGGGUCAUUCUACUUAGAAGGGACACAUUGGAAAUAUAUACCAAGCUUUUUCACUGAACACUUGUAUGUGUGAUAUGAACCCACCACAUUAAACAAAGCUGUCAGUAACAUAUAUGAUAUUUUUAAAUGUAAUUUGAGCUGUAAAUGUAUUGCUGUGCCAGUGUCAGUGAGUACAGUAUAUGAUAAAGAAAUUCAUUGUUUAAAAUAGUUUGAGUUCCUGUACAUUUUCCAGUAUCUCUGUAUAUAAAGGGUGUGUAAGAAAUUCCUAGUUGUAAUUGAAUGUUCUUUGUAAAAUGACAUUUCAAAUCUUAAACUGAGACUUCAGAUGCUGGGAUGUUAAUUAAGUUUGUUUUCCCCCUUCCUUUCUCUUUAACAUUCUCUAGAUCUACUUCAAAGGACUAGAUAUUAGUAACAGCUAUCUAUAUUCAUACAGAUUCUAUAUCUUUUUUAUUGUAUUAUAUAUAGUACAAUAAAAAAACACUGCACCUCAUUAGAUAGAUGACUUUCUCCCAUGAAAUUAAUUGUACCAUGAAACAUUUAAGUGAAGUUGCAUAACAGAUAUGCAAUCAUUACCAAACUUUACUGCUGCUUUGUGGAAUUGUGAUUUUUCUUGGUGUUCUUUGAGUUUUGUAACUUUUUAAAGGACAUGGGUAGAACCGUUCUAGUUUCUCUGCAUUUUUCCCUGUUCUGCCAAAAAGCACACAGUAUUUGCAAUAGACUCCCAUCAUCAACUGCUGAAUAAAGCAACAAAGUUUACUGUAUGAACCAAGUUUACUGUAUGAACCAAGUAUACUGUAUGAACCAAGUAUACUGUAUGAACCAAGUAUACUGUAUGAACCAAGUAUACUGUAUGAACCAUUCCCUUCUGAAUGACCUCACUUUGUUAUUGGAUGUUUUCUGCUUUGGGAAUUUAUAUUUCUCAUUAGGCUGCCAUAUCUGCAUAAAAAGCUCAUAUCUCUUUG